UAGAGGGAGAGCUAGAUAGCGAACGUCGGAUCCUUUACUUGCCUCUGAACAGCCAGUAUUUCCCUGCCUUCUCGCCCAGCCGUUUUCCUCCCUACCCGUUUACCUAUUCUUUAUUUUUCUUUAACGCUGUGAUUUAUUUUCCUCUGUUGAGUACCAGUUUCAUUUUCUCCUAUUAGUCAGCAAUUAUUAGUUUUUUUAAAAAUAUAUUUUUACGUUGUGUCAUCCUCCAUUUGGAUUUGUCCGACAGCUGAAGGAGCGUGGAUGAACAGAUUUGGUAAAAACUGGAGAUGGAAUUGCUCAUAAUAUGCCUUUCCUUUUGGAUAUUGCAAUGCAAUUCAGUGAGAGCGGACUCCAUCAUUCACAUCGGUGCCAUAUUUGAGGAAAACGCCGUGAGGGAUGAGGAGAUUUUCCAGUUGGCCGUCUCAGACCUCAGUCUCAACGACGAUAUUUUGCAGAGCGAGAAAAUCACUCAUUCCAUAAAACAUAUCGAACCAAACAACCCCUUUCAGGCAGUACAGGAAGCUUGCGAGCUGAUGACCCAGGGCAUCCUGGCGCUGGUGACCUCCACGGGCUGCGCCUCGGCCAGCGCCCUGCAGUCGCUGACGGACGCCAUGCACAUCCCGCACCUGUACGUGCAGCGCAACAGCGAGGGCUCCCCACGCACCGCCUGCCAGCUCAACCCCAGCCCCGACGGCGAACGCUACACCCUGGCGGCCCGCCCGCCUGUCCGCCUCAACGACGUCAUGCUCCGACUGGUGACCGAGCUGCGCUGGCAGAAGUUCAUCGUCUUCUACGACAGCGAGUACGAUAUCCGAGGCCUGCAGAGUUUCCUGGACCAGACGUCUCGACAGGGCUUGGAUGUGUCCUUGCAGAGGGUGGACCGGAACAUCAGCCAGGUCUUCUCCAGCCUGUUCUCCACCAUGCGCACGGAGGAGCUGAACCGCUACAGAGACACACUGAGGAGAGCCAUACUACUGCUCAGCCCCCGAGGGGCCCAGGUCUUCAUCCAUCAGGCUGUUGAAACCAACCUGGCCUCCAAGGACAGUCAUUGGGUGUUCGUAAACGAGGAGAUCAGCGAUACGGAGAUCCUGGAGCUGGUGCACAGCGCUCUGGGCCGGAUGACGAUCAUUAGGCAGAUCUUCCCGCUGUGGAAGGACAGCAAUGUGCGCUGCAUGAGGAACAACCACCGCAUCUCCUCCCUGCUCUGUGACCCACAGGAGGGCUACCUGCAGUCUCUGGAGGUGUCCGACUUGUACCUGUAUGACAGCGUGCUGAUGCUGGCCAACGCCUUCUACAGGAAGCUGGAGGACAGGAAGUGGCACAGCAUGGCCAGUCUCAACUGCAUACGAAAGUCAACCAAGCCUUGGAAUGGAGGCUGGUCUAUGCUAGAGACCAUCCAGAAGGGCCACAUCACCGGGCUCACUGGAACGAUGGACUUCCGGGAAAACGGCUCCAAUCCACAUGUGCAGUUUGAGAUCUUGGGAACCAGCUUCAGCGAGACCUUCGGAAAAGACGUCAAGAGGCUGGCGACAUGGGACUCAACCGGGGGUCUUAACGGAAGUCUGAAGGAGAGUCGCAUUGAGAAUGGCAUGCAAGGAGUGACGGUCAAAGUGGUCACACUGUUGGAGGAUCCUUUCGUCAUGGUAGCGGAAAACAUUCUGGGACAACCCAAACGGUACAAAGGUUUCUCCAUCGAUGUCCUCGAUGCACUGGCCAAGAUCCUGGGCUUCAAGUACGAGAUCUACCAGGUGUCAGACAGCAAGUAUGGCACCCAGCUGCCCAACGGCUCCUGGAAUGGCAUGAUCGGGGAACUCAUUAACAAGAGGGCAGACCUGGCGGUCUCAGCCAUCACCAUCACUCCGGAGCGGGAGAACGUGGUGGACUUCAGCAAGCGCUACAUGGACUACUCCGUGGGCAUCCUGCUGAGGAAGCCCGAGGAGAAGAUCAACAUCUUCUCGCUCUUCGCGCCCUUCGACCUGGCCGUGUGGGCCUGCAUCGCCGCCGCCAUCCCCGUGGUGGGGGUCCUGAUCUUCGUCCUGAACCGCAUGCAGUCGGGCCGCGCCCAGAACCCCCCCACCCCCCACCAGCAGCCCCCGGCCUCCGUCUCUAACUCCCUGCACAGCGCAAUCUGGAUCGUCUAUGGAGCCUUUGUGCAGCAAGGAGGGGACUCCAUCGUGAGCUCUGUGGCCCUGCGCAUCGUGAUGGGCAGCUGGUGGCUCUUCACCCUGAUAGUCUGCUCCUCCUACACGGCCAACCUGGCAGCCUACCUCACCGUGUCUCGCAUGGACAACACCAUACGGACCUUCCAGGACUUGUCGAAACAGAUGGACCUGGCCUAUGGGACGGUGAGGGAUUCUGCCGUGUACGACUACUUUAAAGCCAAGGGCACCAACCCUCUGGAGCAGGACAGCACCUUCGCAGAGCUUUGGAGAACCAUCAGCAAGAACAACGGUCACGACUACUCUGUGUCCAGCCCUUCAGAGGGCAUCCGCAAGGCGAAGAAGGGGCCGUACGCCUUCUUGUGGGACAUGGCUGUGGUGGAGUACGCAGCCCUGACGGAUGACGACUGCUCCAUCACCGUCAUGGGGAACAGCGUGAGCACCAAGGGCUACGGGAUCGCGAUGCAGCAUGGCAGCCCAUACAGGGAUCUCUUCUCCCAGAAGAUCUUGGAGCUGCAGGAGAAAGGCGACCUGGACAUCCUGAAGCAGAAGUGGUGGCCGCGGACGGGCCGCUGCGACCUGAACAGCCUGACCAACGCGCAGCCAGACGGACGGGCGCUCAAGCUGCACAGCUUCGCCGGCGUCUUCUGCAUACUGGCCGCCGGGCUCCUGCUGGCCUGCCUGGUGGCCGGCCUGGAGAUGUGGUGGAACAGCAACCGCUGCCGGCAAGAACAGCCCAAAGAGGUUACUAAGGAUUACAGACUGGCAAGGGUAUCUGGUCCAUUGACAUAUAAUGAUAUUACAACUGCUUCAUCGGAAGGGAGGAAGGACAUUUGGACAGAGAGAGAGAGAAACUGGGAUGAAGCAGAAGCUAUUGACACAGGACAAGGAGGUGAAUCUGGAACAGGUACACCGGCGUAUGAACAGUCUUAUGGACGAGGACAUGGCGCACAAGCAGAUCCCCGCCCCGUCUAUCGAGAUCUCUGCGCUGGACAUCGGCAGCAUUCAGCCCAGCCAGCCGCUGGAGUCUGUGCGGGACUACCCGGGCACGGGGCUGUCUGUGAGCACCUUCCUCCAGGAGCAGGGGCAUGGGGUGGGCAGGACGCUAGCACAGGGCCCUGGCAGCACCCUCCCCCUGCCCCUCAGCAGCUCCACCAUCCCCUCCAUCCAGUGCAAACACAGGUCCCCCAACGGGGGUCUCUUUCGUCAGAGUCCCGUCAAGACGCCCAUGCCAAUGUCAUACCAGUCAGUUCCCGGAGGACCCAUCCCAGAAGCCAUUGAGUCUACCCACAGUACUUCCAUCUGAGCCCCCCUCCCCCGUCCAAUCACAUCGCAUCUCCUCCAGCUCCAGUUUGGUGAAAAAAAAAAGAAAAAGAAACAUAAAAAAAGAAAAUGGGGAAAAAAAAGGAAUAAAAAGCAGAUUUUUAUUACCAAUUCACAAAAAAAGCGAAACAAAAACAUGAAGAAAAUUGUUCAUUUUUUCUUGUACAUAUUUGUAAAUACUGAAAGAAUGGAGUGAGGUAAAAGUGUAUUUUGAAUAUUCUCAAUUUUUGAAGUUGAGUUAAAAAAAACAAAAACAGAUAAAAAAUUACAAAAAACGACUGUUUGAAUGGCUUUGUAAAUUUUGUUCUAUAUAAAUAAAGCAAAUUCCUUGUGAUUGUUUUCUAAGUGCCCAGUUGAAAGAUGUCUCUCUGCCAAUUAUUAUUAGAUCAAUUGUACUCUAUAGCUACUUAAAGCAGAACACCAAUGGUCAUGCACUUCUAUGAUAUUCAUAAAUCUAUUCUUCAGUAUCAGAGGAAAACAUUUCCAGUGUACAUGGUUUUGCUUGUAAAAUGUUUCCUGCUUUUUUUAUAUUUUAUGUUUUGAAGAUCAAUUUUCAAUCAUUGAUAUUUCCACAGAGCAAAGUAAUGUUGGGAAUAUGACAGCAGGUUUCACUUGUGAUUUGAUUCCCAUGGGCUGCCAUUUUAACUCACAAAUUAAAGUUAUAUUGCCUACAUUGUUAAAGAAGUCUGAUGUUGUAGUCCGUAACCCAGGAGAACAGCAACUUCCAACAAAUAAAUAAAUUAAGAAAAAAUUAAGAAAUGUGAUGGGCAUAAAACGUGAUGAGAUCUGCCUGAAACCUGCGUGUAAAACUGGCUGUAAUGUUCAGAAAUGAAUUCACAAUUAAAAGAUGAAUCAAUUUUGUGUAAAUUAAGUUAUAGGUAUAUCCAAGCCAUUGUACAUCGAGUUGUUUAUUGGGGUAGGGCUAAGCAUAGUCUAACUGCAGCCUAAGGACCUAUUUUCACCAUUCAAACACACUCCUCAUUUCCACCAUCCAUUAGAAAAGAAGCAUUGACAUUCUGUGGCUGAAGUGUGAGAGAUUUGCAGACAUUGUAUGUUUGUACAAUUGAGCCAAAUAACAUUAAAAAUGGCAGCAUUUUGUAUGUUUACUGUAACAUUCAUACAACAGAACUAGUUUAAAUUAAACCCCUAUCUACCUGAGAAAAUUCAUGGUUGAGACCUGCUUUAUUCCUAGAAUUGCAUCAUGAGACACAUUAAAAAGGAAAUGUUAGAAAUAUUUUAUUAAAAAUUUUAAAGUAUAUAAUGGCUUAUAGUAAAAUGGUCCUUUCAUACUGAAGUAUUUGUGAGAGUUGUAUACUGGUUUUCCCCUUCAUGGACAGUCAAGUAUUAUAUACCACUAAAGGAAGAAUGGUCAUUGUUUGAUCUAUUUUUUUAAAUCCGUCAUCAAUCCAAUCCCUAUAAGUAAACCCAAUACAGAGAGACUAAUAUAAUGAGAGUAGUAUAAAUAACAAAAUGGUAUAUCUUCUUUAAACACUCAGCGAUGAUGUCUUAACUGAUUGUUAUGUGACCUGCAGUAUUAUUUACACUGAGGGAUUCUUUAUCCACAACUAAUUUUUACAAUUUUCUGUGGAUUAAAGGUUAAAAAGGAACAAUAUCUAAUGAAAAUAUGGUGUGGUAUAUACAAUCUUUAACCAAUAGUUUCAUAAGUGCAAUUAAAAUGCAAUCAUAUGUUGUCCUAUGGAGACAUUCUAUUUAUUUCUUAGUGAACAUUGGACCAGUUAUGGUUCUUUUUUCUUUCUUUUUUAAUACUUCAGAUAUUUGACAUUUGAAUUUGAAACACUGAAUCAUUCAUUGCCAGCAGAGAACUGGUUUGGCAGGGUUUUGAUAUAUAAUUUAAUAAACUGAUGAAUUUGUCUAUUAAAUUCUUUGAAAGGGAUCAUAAGAUUUACUGUAACAUGGUAUAUACGUAUAUAAAAUUUACAGCUUAAAUUUACAGCAUAGUUUAUUCUAUUUUAUUUUCCUAUGAAGCAACUGACCAGUCUUGAAUACGUCAAAUUGAACAAUAAGCAUAUCCCAUGCUGAUACAACAGUAAUGUACAGACAAAUGUGAUUAGUACUGACUUGAUAAUGACAUGAAGUACUUCAAAUAAGAUCAAAAUAGUCCAUGCCUCUCCAUUCAUACUAUUCAGAUUGAGCUUAAGCAUUACGACCACUACAUUUUGUACAAGCAGUUAUUGAUGUGAGCCAAAGUGAUUCAAUUUACACUGUGCAGUUCUGGUGGCCUGGGCUUUUAGAGGCUUGGACUGUGUUGAGAAGGAGACUGUAAGGUUACUGUAGGGUUAAUUGUGUCUACACUGCCUUACUUUGUGUCUCCUUCACUUCAAAUAGGCUAAUAAUGGAAAAAUAAUUUUCAAUGUUAUCAUGUUAGUCAGGAAUAUUACAUCUGAAGGAGACUCAUAUUUUAUUUAUGGAUAUGCUGCUUGGAGUUUCUUAAACUUUAAUAAAGAAAUAUGGUUGA
Conger conger (European conger) is the source of this 5958-nucleotide messenger RNA. RefSeq names its product glutamate receptor, ionotropic, delta 1b (gene grid1b). NCBI's taxonomy places the organism in Eukaryota, Metazoa, Chordata, Actinopteri, Anguilliformes, Congridae. Gene Ontology annotation, biological process: synaptic transmission, glutamatergic; modulation of chemical synaptic transmission; monoatomic ion transport. Gene Ontology annotation, molecular function: transmitter-gated monoatomic ion channel activity involved in regulation of postsynaptic membrane potential; glutamate-gated receptor activity. The record is from RefSeq and is a predicted model, not a curated record. Bases 288 to 3440 code for a protein of 1050 amino acids. Gene Ontology annotation, cellular component: plasma membrane; postsynaptic membrane. The transcript is spliced from 17 exons.